Beauveria bassiana ARSEF 2860 is the source of this 3798-nucleotide messenger RNA. Its product is annotated as phosphate metabolism protein 7. Gene Ontology annotation, cellular component: plasma membrane. The transcript is spliced from 2 exons. The record is from RefSeq and is a predicted model, not a curated record. Gene Ontology annotation, molecular function: calcium-activated cation channel activity. The coding region runs from base 1 to 3798 and encodes 1265 amino acids. NCBI's taxonomy places the organism in Eukaryota, Fungi, Ascomycota, Sordariomycetes, Hypocreales, Cordycipitaceae.
AUGGAGAGGGUUCAGCCUCGACUCGUCUUCUCGGCCGCGGGUCUGAUGGUCUUUGGGUCGGCCUGGUUGCUACCCUCACAGGCCAUGGCUGCUUCGAAUCACGCUCCCAUCGACGUACCCUCUCUCAACAUGCUACCUCGCAGAAAUGAUACGGGUCCCAUUUCAAAAGCGCAAGGACAGUCUGGCAUUGGCCUCGUGACCUUCGUCACCUCUAUUGCCACAGCUUUGAUCAUCUUUGGCGUCCAAAUAUCUCUAUUCGCUAUCCUUCGAAACAGGCUGGCACGCAUCUUUAAACCAAAGACAUACCUUGUUCCCGAACGCGAAAGAACCGAGCCGCCUCCCAACAAUUUCUUCGCCAUGAUGAAGACCGUCAUCUGUUUCCAGGAUCGCGAGAUCAUAAAAAAAUGCGGCCUCGAUGCCUACUUCUUUUUGCGCUACCUGAAAACUCUUCUUACCAUUUUUAUACCCAUUUGUGCCGUCGUUCUACCCAUCUUGAUUCCGAUCAACUACGUUGGGGGUAUUGGAAAGCGGAUUGAUAUGAGCGCCGACAACAACACUGACAACGACAAGAAUGUUACCGGCCUUGACACGCUAGCCUGGGCCAAUAUACGCCCUGAACACAGUGGCCGUUAUGCAGCGCAUCUUGUGCUGGCCAUCCUGGUGGUGAUAUGGAUCUGUGCCGUCUUCUUCUUCGAGCUCAAAGCAUACAUAAAGGUCCGACAAGACUACCUCACCAGUGCCGAGCACCGUCUGCGAGCUUCCGCUACCACUGUACUUCUCAAUUCCAUUCCCAAGAAAUGGCUCAGCGAAGAGGCGCUUCGAGGACUUCUCGACGUCUUCCCGGGUGGAGUCAGAAAUGUGUGGCUGAACCGCGACAUGACAAAGCUUCUCGACAAGGUCAAUUUACGCGAACUGAUGCACGCAGCCUUGGAAAAUGCUGAGACCGAGCUCAUCAAGGCUGCCAAAAAAGCCCAACUCAAGCAACAGAAAAGAGACGAGAAAAAGGAGCGCAAGAAAAUGAAGCUUGGAGCACUGAGCAAGAAGGAAAAGGCUGCUAGAAGCGCGAAACGAGACGAAGAGGCCAGGGAGCUUGCACACAGUGGGCAAGGUGAAGGUGCUGGCGAUGACUGCAACAUUCCUCACACUGUCACUGCUGGUGUCCAGGAAUCAGCCAUGGAGAUCGAAGAGCAGCAUCAUCAUGGCAACGACAACAAUGAAGACAUUGACGAGAAACACGGUGGCGCGCACAAUCCCUUGGUCGGACUGACCAAAACCACUUCCAAAGUCGCUGGCGGGCUAAAAAAUGUCGCUAACAAGUCCGGCAAGGGAAUUGAAGAGGGUCUUGGAACAACGCAUGGUUUUGCGCCGCUGUCUCCGAAGAGCAAAAGGAGCCUGUCUGCUUCUGUUCAGCGCCCACAAACUGGUCACUCCCAACCAACGCAUUCACCUGCCGGCUCCGUCGUCUCCGCGACAUCCACCAGUGCCAUUAAGAGGCCCGAGGGCGCAGAGGACCGUGGCAUUGGUGGUAACACAGUUAGAAGAGCAGCAGAUGAUGAUAAUUUCAUGGAUAAUCGAAGACGUCGCUUUUGGCAAUUCUGGAAGCCCCCAUCAGGCGGAUAUGCUUCGCCAGUUCCCCAAGGCUUCGAGGCCGAAGAUUAUAUGUCUGCUGGUCAACAGAAGAAAAAGACAUUCUGGCAAACAGUCAAGGGUUUUAUUCCGUUUACCGGCAACGACGAGGCGCAAGUAGACUAUCCUGAGGCAUUCGACCCAGAAUAUGACAACGCAGAGGAAGAAGAUGCAGAGUGGCGGAAAUAUCUUAAGAAGAAGCAGCGUCCCACACAUCAUCUGCCCUUGUUCGGCGUCAACUGGCUGUUCGGUGUCCCUGGAAUCACGAAAAAGGUCGAUACCAUCUACUACUGCCGAAAGGAACUUGCCCGUCUGAAUCUAGAGAUCGAAGAGGACCAAAAGCAUCCCGAACGUUAUCCACUCAUGAGCUCAGCCUUUGUUCAGUUCAACCACCAAGUGGCGGCGCACAUGGCUUGUCAGAGCGCUGUGCACCACAUCCCCCGUUACAUGGCCCCCAGAAUUAUCGAAAUCUCGCCACGAGAUGUUGUUUGGGACAAUAUGGCUAUUUCCUGGUGGGGAGAAGGUCUGCGUGCCUUCAUCGUCAUUGGCAUUGUGUGCACCAUGGCUUUUCUCUGGGCUAUCCCGGUUGCCUGGACAGCUGCAGUUAGCCAACUCGAUCAGCUGAUCCAAGAUAACAAGUGGCUUGGCUUCCUCAAGGCGAACCAUAAUGUCGAAAACCUUGCCAAGAUUAUUGCGGGCGUGUUGCCGGCCGCUCUGCUGGCGCUUCUGCUUGUUUUGGUGCCCUUGAUUCUGAACUUUCUCGCGGGCAUUCGAGGAGCGAAAACAGGCACACAAAAAGCCGAGUUUGUCCAAUUCUUCUAUUUCGUCUUUUUGUUCCUUCAAGUCUUCCUUGUUGUAUCGAUUGCCUCGUUCUUCGCCGCGUCUCUGGACAAGUUCGUCGUCAACAUUAGAGAGCAACUGAGUUCUGUUCAAAGCGUGCUGGACCUUUUGGCCAACAACCUGCCAAAGGCGGCCAACUACUUCUUCUCCUACAUGAUACUUCAAGCGUUGACUACCAGCUCUGGUACACUACUACAGAUUGCUUCACUUCUUUUCUGGUUCAUUAUCGGGCCCAUGUUUGACAGCACCGCUCGAAACAAGUGGGCGCGAAAUACGAACCUCAACAAUGUGCAGUGGGGAGCCUUCUUUCCUGUAUACACCAACUUUGCCUGUAUCGCCAUUUUUUACUGCAUUAUCUCACCUUUGAUUUCCAUCUUUGCGAUAGUCACAUUUGGCCUUUUGUGGCUUGCACAGCGUUACGCUAUGGUGUACGUUUACCGUCUUGAGCACGACACCGGUGGCGUCUUAUAUCCGCGUGCCAUCAAUCAGACCUUCACUGGCCUGUACUUUAUGCAGUUGUGUAUGGCUGGUCUCUUCUUCAUCGUCAAAGACCAAGACGACCGUAACCCGUGCAUCACACACGGUGUUAUCAUGUUGGUAGUCAUGAUCUUGACCAUGAUUUAUCAGUACCUCCUCAACCGGUCAUUCUCGCCGCUAUUCCGUUAUCUGCCCAUCACAUAUGAAGACGAAGCCGUUCUUCGCGACGAAGCGUUCCAGCGAGCUCAAGAUUCUCGACUAGGUGUCGCCGAAGAUGAGGAAGAGGAAGAAGACCCGAAGGAAUUACAGGGCAUGCGGGAGAAGUGUCCUUCUCUGGGCGAAUGUGAAGAGGGUAUUGAGCUUAACACCGUGGACCAGGAGAGGCGUCGUCCGGGCGGCGUGCUUUCUCUGAAACCGAUGAAGCAGGUCGGAAAGCACGUGGGCGGAUGGGCCAAGGGCGGAGGCAACCAGCUGCUGCGUCUUACCCGGGCGGACCGCAAUUCGCAGGCCGCGCAGUAUCGUCGGCAACAGCGCAACAAGGACCUCGAGGCGCAGCGCGCAAUGGGUAAUGCCCUUUUCGGCGGCGUCCACGACGAAAUCGAAGACUUGACGCCCGACGAGAGGGAUAUGCUGACGCGGCACGCCUUUUUGCAUUAUGCCAUGCGCGCCCGUCGCCCGGCCGUCUGGAUCCCGCGCGACGACCUGGGAAUCAGCGACGACGAGAUUCGGCGCACGCGCGCGUUUAGCAAGCACAUUUGGAUCAGCAACGAAGGCACAGCGCUCGAUAGUAAAGUGCGCGUGGUUUACGGCAAGCAUCCUCCCGAUUUCUCCGAGAUUGACCUGAUCAACCUGUAA